UUGUCUACUACAGAUUGGUGAGGUGAGUUCCCCCAACAAUAUAUGUAACUACAAAAACAAUAUCGCUGACUAUUCAAAUACAUUCUAAGUAUUAGCCACGUUGUACCCACAUUAGUAGAACGUUCAUCAUUUGUGUGCGGAAAUGAUUAGGUUGCAGAGAGGUCAGAGGGUAAAGGCUAUUCACCCAGGACUCUCGAUUGUAGAAUACACAGCCAUCUUGGAUCUACGAGCAGAAGGGAAAUUAAUGCGGUGACAAACGGAAUGUUCAGUGCUACGAGAAAGAAGUUUGUAGAGGGGGUCGAAAGCGACUACCCUGAUGAGGGCAUGUACUACAGCCAGCAGUUGCCGUUCUCACAUAGGUCGGACAAAGACUUAAGCGCUCUGUCUGCUCGAUCACACGUCCCUAGUACAGCUCCCUUUGAACUUGAAAUGCUCUCGUCUCCCUCACCGUCGUCAUCAGGUCAACUGUCCCAGCUUGGUGCCAGUUUAUACGGCCCACAGAGUGCACUAGGCUUCUCGAUAAGGGGCAUGGGAAACAACACUCAGUUAAACCGCAGCUUAACGCAAGGCACCCAGCUACCGAGCCAUAUCACCCCCACCACGGGGGUGCCCACCAUGUCCCUCCAUACCCCGCCCUCGCCAAGCAGGGGGAUCCUGCCGAUGAACUCGAGGAACAUGCUGAACCACUCCCAGGUGGGCCAGGGCAUCGGGAUGGUCAGCAGCAGGACCAACAGCAUGGGCAGCUCAGGGCUGGGCAGCCCCAACCGCAGCUCCCCCAGCAUCAUCUGUAUGCCCAAACAGCAGCCUGCACGGCAGCCCUUCACCAUCAACAGCAUGUCAGGAUUCGGGAUGAACCGAAACCAGGCGUUUGGGAUGAACAACUCGUUAUCAAGCAACAUCUUCAAUGGCACAGACGGUAGUGAAAACGUGACGGGGCUAGACCUGUCCGACUUCCCUGCGUUAGCAGACAGGAGUCGGAGGGAAGGAAGUGGAAACCCAACGCCGCUACUCAACCCACUAGCUGGAAGGGCCCCCUAUGCCUCUUCUCUUCAUCUCAUGACCUCAUCAGUUGGCAUGGUGACAAAGCCAUCGAAUGAGCCGACACAGGAUUUCUCCAUCCACAACGAGGACUUCCCUGCACUGCCUGGUCCCAACUACAAGGACCCCACGUUGAGCAAUGACGACAGCAAGACAAACGUAAACUCUACAGGCAAGAGCACGUCCAGUGCAGAUGGGCCCAUGUUCCCCGGAGACAAGACGACCUCAGCACAGAACAACAACCAGAAGAAAGGGAUCCAGGUGUUACCUGACGGGCGGGUGAUGAACAUUCCCAGGGGAAUGGUGACGGACCAGUUUGGAAUGAUUGGCUUGCUGACAUUUAUUCGAGCGGCGGAGACGGACCCAGGCAUGGUGCACCUGGCGCUGGGGAGUGACCUCACAACACUGGGACUCAACCUCAACUCUCCAGAAAACCUGUACCCCAAGUUUGCUUCCCCCUGGGCAUCAGCACCGUGUCGACCUCAAGACAUUGACUUCCACGUCCCGUCUGAGUACUUAACCAACAUUCACAUACGGGACAAGCUGGCAGCUAUUAAACUGGCUCGUUACGGUGAAGACCUGUUGUUCUAUCUGUACUACAUGAACGGAGGAGACCUGCUACAGCUCCUGGCAGCAGUAGAGCUCUUUAACCGGGACUGGCGGUACCACAAGGAGGAGCGGGUGUGGAUCACGAGGGCGCCGGGUAUGGAGCCCACACUAAAGACCAACACCUACGAGAGGGGAACCUACUACUUCUUUGAUUGUCUUAACUGGAGGAAGGUAGCCAAGGUAAAGGAGUUCCACCUGGAGUACGACAAGCUAGAAGAGAGGCCCCACGUCCCGUCUACCUUCAACUACAACCCAGCCCAGCAGGCCUUCUGAGGCCCAGUACAGUAUAGUCCCAGGGGUACUGCUGUCCCUGCACCCCUCCCUCCCAGCCUGAGGAGGGUGCUGUGGCCCAGGCAUCCAUCCUGGUUUUUAUUCCUUGAGGAUCUGGUUAAAAUGACUGCAGAGGAGGUCCUCACCGCCGCAUAAGGUUGGGGAAAACUGAGCCCUGCCUUUCCCAAAUUAUGUGCUGCCCAAACACCUACACUUGUUCUGUUUUUAUUCCUUUAAUGUCCUUGUUUUUUGAGGUGGGAUUUGAGCAGGGUCUGUGUUUUGUUUACCUCUGAAUCAGAAGACUGACUAUACCGGCACACUUUACAGUGACAAAACAAGGGUUAUGACACAUUUUUUCAUCAACAAAAAAGUGACAAAGGUGGGGAAGGCUAAACCAACAAGUACCAUCCCACACGUGAGAACGAAAGGGGCCGGAAGAAAUGCAAUGUUCGUUGUUGCACUAUUUAGUAAUAAAAGAACACAAAGAUUGUUUGUGCUUUUUUAUGUGAAAACACUCCCUCGUGUUUUGUUUUGUAAAGAUCAGCAGCCUGUCUACACCUCUCUCUCUCCACUUCUCCUCUCCUCUCUUUCCAUAUCUCCUCUUGUACAUUCCCUCUUUUCUCCUCAACCGGCCCCACAUCUUUCUUUCCUUUUGACGGGUAUUUUCUGUCUGGCUUCAAAAUAGACACAGAUCGGAUACUUUUUUAGAGAAUGUUCUCACAACCUGUGGACAACCCGUACAAGGGUUGUUAGAAUACCUACCCAGCUUCAUUGUUCCAGAGCAAGCAAAACACUUUCCAGUCUUUGUUACGAUUUUGUAAUAAACGUGUAAAAAAAAUAUA
This is a messenger RNA of Salmo salar (Atlantic salmon), 2759 nucleotides long. RefSeq names its product CCR4-NOT transcription complex subunit 2. The record is from RefSeq and is a predicted model, not a curated record. Gene Ontology annotation, cellular component: CCR4-NOT core complex. Lineage: Eukaryota; Metazoa; Chordata; Actinopteri; Salmoniformes; Salmonidae. Gene Ontology annotation, biological process: regulation of DNA-templated transcription.